Messenger RNA from Arctia plantaginis, 372 nucleotides. The record is from the annotation of a GenBank genome assembly. Lineage: Eukaryota; Metazoa; Arthropoda; Insecta; Lepidoptera; Erebidae.
AUGACCUAUGACCGCUUUUACGAUUUGAAAGCCUUGCAAGAAGCUUGGGGAUCGAAUUUCAACAUGGACGAACAUGGCAAUCAACUAAAAUGGCAGGAAAUUAAAGUCCUGAAAGUUGAAAAGGAUAGUCCCAUGUCCUUCUUCUUUAAGACAUCUUUUUCAGACACAGAAUUUAAAAAGUGCUGGGUCAAUAAGAGGAAGACCAGACGUACAGGAGUAGUGUCUACAUCUAAAAUCCCGUCCAACUUGAGCAGAGCAUACACAGAGAAGAUUCCUUUGUCGGAUGCCAAAAAGAAAGAUAUACAAGAACUCGUGGAUAAAAAUGUCAUUCCUAAGUCUUAUUACGAUAUUUUUUACAAAAAUGUUUUGUAA